AUGAGGAUCUGUAUCAGCAUCCUAAUGGUUACUAUUUCAGGUAAUUCGAUCAUGAUCGUCUCAAGGUUCGCCGUGUCACUGCUCGGCCAGAGCUAUGGUGUGCUGAACAUCGCUCGCAUGACGAGCACGAUCGCGCACACCGUAAAAGUGCAGGAUCAUAUUGAGAAGACACGGGCGAAGGCUUUACUCGGUGGUGGACAGAAAAGAAUCGACACGCAACACAAUCGAGGGAAGCUGACUGCUCGCGAAAGGAUCGAAUUGCUUUUGGACAAGGGCACCUUCCGCGAGUACGACAUGUUUGCGGAACAUACAUGUACCGAUUUUGACAUGCAGAAGCAGAAAAUACCCUGCGAUUCUGUAAUUACUGGUCGCGGUCACAUUAACGGACGCAACGUGUACGUUUUCUCGCAGGACUUUACCGUUUUUGGUGGCUCGUUGUCGAUGAUCCACUCGAAGAAGAUCUGCAAGAUAAUGAGAGAGGCGAUGCUUGUGGGUGCCCCUGUCAUUGGUCUCAACGAUUCCGGUGGUGCACGUAUUCAGGAGGGAGUUGAGUCACUUGCUGGAUAUGCUGACAUUUUCCAGGCAAAUGUGUCGGCGUCUGGAGUCAUACCACAGAUCUCACUUAUUAUGGGACCAUGUGCAGGUGGUGCUGUCUACUCGCCUGCUAUCACCGAUUUUACGUUCAUGGUUCGUGACACGAGCUACCUAUUCAUCACCGGUCCUGAUGUCGUCAAGGCGGUUACUAACGAAGAAGUCACUCAGGAGGAACUCGGUGGCGCCAAAACACACACUGUAACAUCUGGUGUGGCCGUUGGCGCUUUCGAGAAUGAUGUAGAUGCGUUGAUGAGCAUGCGCGAACUUCUGAACUACCUUCCACUUUCGAACAAGGAUCCGGCACCUGUCCGAGCUUGCGAUGACCCAUGGGAUCGUGAUGUUCCAUCCCUCGAUACCGCGGUUCCUCUCGAAAGUACUACUGCGUACAACAUGAAGGACGUCAUCCUCGCUCUCUUGGACGAAGGCGACUUUUUCGAGAUUGCACCUGAUUAUGCAAAGAACAUCGUCGUUGGUUUUGGUCGCAUGAACGGUCGCACAGUUGGAGUGGUUGGUAAUAACCCGAAAUUUGCCGCUGGAUGUCUUGAUAUCAACUCGUCAGUGAAAGGAGCUCGUUUCGUACGUUUCUGUGACGCUUUCAACAUUCCACUUGUCACACUCGUCGAUGUUCCUGGAUUCUUGCCUGGAACGGCGCAGGAAUAUGGUGGUAUUAUUCGCCACGGAGCCAAGUUCCUGUACGCUUAUGCUGAAGCAACAGUACCGAAGAUCACAGUCAUCACCAGAAAGGCCUAUGGUGGUGCUUAUUGUGUCAUGUCUUCGAAACAUCUUCGCGGAGACAUCAACUACGCGUGGCCAACUGCUGAAGUAGCUGUGAUGGGAGCCAAGGGUGCUGUGUCGAUUCUGUUCCGUGGAGACAAGAAUCCAGCAAAGAGGGAAGAGGAGUACAUUGACCUCUUCAGCAAUCCCUUCCCGGCUGCUGUUCGUGGAUACGUCGACGAUAUCAUCCAACCGCAUACCACCCGUCGUCGAAUCUGCGAGGAUCUCGCUUUGCUUGAAAGCAAACAACUGUCGAACCCAUGGAGAAAGCAUGGAAACAUCCCACUCUAG
This is a messenger RNA of Cooperia oncophora, 1659 nucleotides long. The record is from the annotation of a GenBank genome assembly. NCBI's taxonomy places the organism in Eukaryota, Metazoa, Nematoda, Chromadorea, Rhabditida, Trichostrongylidae.